AGACACCUAAAUGUCUGGCUAACUCCCUUUCCUUCUUCCACAAUUCAAUGGGAGACCUUCUUUGCUCAGUGUGUGUCCCUCUCCUUAUCUGUGCUGAAUGUGCUGAGUGUGAUGAUUCUCUCUGGCCUGCGUUACAGGCUGCUGGGAAGAUGACGAACAUCAGUGACCUGCCCGAAGAUCUCCUGCUAGAACUCCUUUCCCUGGUCCCCGCCCGGCAGCUGAUCUGUAACUGCCGGCUCGUCUGUGUCCUGUGGCGUGACAUGAUCGAUAUACCUACUCUGUGGAAACGCAAGUGCCAGCGGGAGGGCUUUAAUCAUCAGAAGUGGAACAGGACUAUCUCGGACUGGAAGAUCUUCUACUUCCUCUGCAGCCUGGAGAAAAACUUACUCAAAAAUCCUUGUGCUGAAGAGAGCUUUCAGUUCUGGAAACUGGACUCCAAUGAGGGAGACGAAUGGAAGGUUGAGGACCUGCCUGGGAAUCAUGGGAGACACUUUCCCAGCCAGCAAGUGCACAAGUACUUUGUCACCUCGUAUGGGUCGUGUCUGAAGUCUCAGCUCAUUAACCUAAAGGAAGCGGGUUACUGGGAUCAGCUGAUGGAUGAAGUACGGCCUGAUAUUACAGUCAGGGAUUGGUAUGCUGCCAGGUUUGACUGUGGGUGCCGUUACAAACUCUGCGUGCGGCUGCUCUCUGCAGAAAACAUUGUCCUUCAUGAGUUCCGUCCGCAACCAGUGGUCAUGAAGCAAUGGAGUGAGAUUGAUGUACAGUGGAGAGAGAUCUCUCACACUUUCCAGAACUACAAGGCUGGAGUUCGUUACAUCUUCUUCCAACACGGCGGAGGAGACACUCAGGGCUGGGCAGGAUGGUAUGGGUGCAGAGUGACCAACAGCAGCAUCACCAUUGAGCCAGGGACGUCCGCGUAGAGGUUCCAUGGGGAAGACUCAGUCUCUGGAACCAAAGGUCGCUCGUCGCCCUUCAGUUAAUCUGGGUGAAUUCUGCCAGUUCAGACUUUGUUUGGUAUCAGAUUUGGUUUGCUUGGUUGUUUUUUUCCUGCUGUCCCCAGCCUCUCUUGUGACUGUGUUUCCGUACUCUGGCAGACAUCUGACAAGCGAGCUCUCGGGAGUGGCAGCCAGCCUCCUACAAGCUCUGCCCUCUGAAAUGGCUCUUCUUCCUUAUGCUUUCUUUGCCAGGCCAAGCUGCAGAGUUUCUCCCCCAGGGCGGGGAGUGUGCCCCAGGGCUAAGGAAUCUGCCUCUUCUAAAGUACGUGGGCUUGGCUGUAGCACAAGGAGCCGAAUGUCAGAAAUGGGGGCCCCUGCAGCACUUUAAAGGAGACCUUCAAAGGGGUGGAGAUUAGGAAGUGAGGAUUGUGCCUGUGGGUUUCUGUAGAACAGCUGAGAGGUGUAAAAACCUAGUGAGCUUGGGAGGUUGAAACAGGGGGUUCUAACUCAGCAUCCUGUCACUCUGCCCCCCCAUUCAUGCUAAUUGAGCUGGAAUUGAAAGACAGGCUGUUGGCAGAGGAAGCCAGUUAUUGGAGUAAGGGAAAGCUAAGGGGCUUGGUGCAUAGAAGUAUCUCCAGAAGUGAGAGCUGCUAUCAGCUGAAAGGAAGGAAGAGGGGGAUCCCGGAGGAAGGCAGAAGUAGGCAGGACUGGCUAAUGUCACUACUAUUGUGCCCUGACCCAGAAGCAAAGGGCGAUGCUACUGACUCACUGCAAACCUCAAGGGUGGUGAAGGAGAGCUGGAGUGGGUGUGGUUUGCCGUUAAGGGCUGCAGGAACUCACCAGGGACCACUUGCGGGCAGGGACUUUUGUUGUUUUACCUGCUUUAGGAUCAGGAUUUUCAGGUCCUUUGAGAGCAGCAUUUUGCUUGGACAUAAAUAUUGCUUCUCUCACCUUUGGGUUUAGGGCUGUUGUGAACCUUUCGAGAGCUUGGUUAAUUGUCUGUGGUUUCCGUUGUUAGAGACGUGAACAAGUUCUCAAUGGUCUGAAUUAAACUGCUUUCUUGGAAUCGCUAGUCAAACAUAUGGGUUCUCCAGGCACCUAUAGAAGCUUCCCUGGAAAAUAAAGUGAGACUCCAAAUUGUAGCAUGUAAAGCAAGUGACAAAAAAGUUGCCAGGCCUCCUUUAUAUGCUGAAAACAAAACCACCUCCUCAAGCCCAUGUCAUCUCUCCCCCCUUCCUACAGUGUGAAAAAAAUCUCACUCUGAUUUCAACCCUGGGUGUCUGGGAUAGCUACGGAUUGACUAAAUGUAGCGGGGCUGAUGGAACCAGGCUGUAGCUUUUCCUGUACACUGGGGCCUCACUGCUUUAGUGUGUGGCUAAAAAGAAGGGUCCUGGAGCAUCCUAGCACCAAGGAAAGGAAGUGGGGCAGAGAGGAGUGAGUUUUCUUUACACCUGAAGUGCUUGUGCUACUGGCUGGCUAACAGGAAUCAAUAAAGUGAAAUUUGGAAAUCUGCA
Pelodiscus sinensis (Chinese soft-shelled turtle) is the source of this 2449-nucleotide messenger RNA. The record is from RefSeq and is a predicted model, not a curated record. Lineage: Eukaryota; Metazoa; Chordata; Testudines; Trionychidae.